Messenger RNA from Drosophila hydei, 2976 nucleotides. RefSeq names its product zinc finger protein 91. The coding region runs from base 188 to 2794 and encodes 868 amino acids. Gene Ontology annotation, molecular function: RNA polymerase II transcription regulatory region sequence-specific DNA binding; DNA-binding transcription factor activity, RNA polymerase II-specific; zinc ion binding. Gene Ontology annotation, biological process: regulation of transcription by RNA polymerase II. Gene Ontology annotation, cellular component: nucleus. The transcript has a single exon. Lineage: Eukaryota; Metazoa; Arthropoda; Insecta; Diptera; Drosophilidae. The record is from RefSeq and is a predicted model, not a curated record.
AUGAUUGGCAUCAAGGAAUCUACACAAUUUUUUUGAAAAUACAACAUAAAAACGACUAAAAUAUACGCCGCUGUUAAUAACAUUUGAACAACAUGUUAAGUUAACAGACAACAGCAGCGACAUCCAAAAAAUCUUUUUCUGACGCGUUUUUUUUUCUCUCCCGUCUUAAAUUUACAUUACAUCGAAGAUGAAUGAGAGGAGUGGAUACUCCAUACAAACAAUAUGCCGAAUCUGCUUAAAUCAUUUGCGAAACGAUGCCGCCUACGAUUUGUUUUUGGUCCCAGGUCUGGCCAAGAAACUGUGUGUGUGCACAUCUCUGUCAGUGGAGCAGCAGGAUGGUUUUCCGAUGAAUCUGUGCACCAAUUGCUACACCCGGCUUAACGACUUGCACGACUUUCAGAAGCUAUGCGUUGACUCUGUUCAAAGAUUUCAAGAAAUGGUCGCCAACAAUGUCUUCACUUCAACAGUGGCUCAAAUCAAUCAAAUCAACAACUUUGACGUUCUGAAUGUUGCGACACAGGAGGGAGAUUUGGUUGGCGAAGAAGAGGAUCGUAUUAACUAUGAUCCGUUGUUGAAUCACAAGAUGGAGAUUAUAGAGAAUGAAGAGGAUGUCUUCAAAAUGCUGGAGCACGUGGACAAGGAGGCAGAGGAGGUUGAGAAAGAAGUUAAACAAGAUGUUGAAGAUCAGUCUGGGAUCCUCCAAAUGUUUGGCGAUGAGUCCUCAAUGGCAAGCAGCAACGACGACAAUGACAAUGAUAAUGAUAUAGACUUUGAGCCAAACAGCACGGAUGGCGACGACGACAUGCCCCUGGCUCAACGACUACGUGGUAAUCCAAGGAACUUCGGCAAAUCUAGUGCAAAAAGACCUUCCGACAGUGUAGAGCUGGAAGAUGACUACAGUUCAGCAUCGGAUGAAAAUGGCUCUAAAUCAAGAACAAAGCGCAAACGAAUACCAGCAGCUGAACGGCAUUUGCAUCGCAUCAUCGACUGUCAUAUCUGCCAUCAGAAGUUCAAGAAGGCAAUCCGCUACGAGGAGCAUAUGAAGCAUCAUAAUGACUUGCUGCCGUUCCAGUGCAAAGUUGACUCCUGCAGAAAGGGCUUCACAACGGCCGGUGGACUGCGGCUGCACGUCGAUCAUGCGCAUACAGAGCUGUCCGAGGUGCAUGCCUGCAGCGUCGAGGGAUGUGGCAAGACGUUUCCGCGCAUUCGUCUACUUACCUUCCACAUGAAGAAAGUGCACAACAUAUCAAAGGCAGCAGCACCACCCAGAGACUAUCCCUGCACGGAGUGUGAAAAGGUGUUCCGCUGUCCCAUGGCCUUGAAGAAACAUAUGUAUAAGCACGACGGCAAGGAGCUGCCUUUCCCUUGUAAUAUAUGCGGCAAACGUUUUGUGAUCAACAGUGCACUCAAAGACCAUCUGAUGCGGCACGCUGGCAUCAAGAAUUACGUGUGUCCCUACUGUGGUGUUGGUAAGACCACACGGCAAGAGUGGAACACACACAUUCUGACGCACACCCAGGAGAAGAAGUUCAAGUGCCAUAUAUGCGAGCAUGCCUCGCACAACAAGCAAAGUCUGGCCAACCACAUUAAGAUUGUGCACGAGAAGAUUAAGAACUAUGCCUGUCAGUAUUGUGGCAAGACCUUUGGCAAGUCGCACGCCUGUAAAAUUCACGAGAUGACGCACACCGGCGAGAAACGGUGCGAGUGCAAAGUCUGCGGCAAGAAGUUCCUUUAUCCAAAGAGCCUCACAAAGCAUUUGAAGACGCACGAGAAGCGCGUGCUACGCGCUAUCGAGACUUAUCGCCAACGGCAGGUGGAGCUGGGUGAAGUGCCCACGAAUAGCGGGGAGCCAACGGAUAUUGCGGCUGCCGUUACACCCGUUGAAACUCCCACAGCUACGGAAGCAGCUGAUGUGAUAAUUUCCCAAAAUGCAGCCGAUGAAUUGCUUAAGGUGUGCGCCGAAUCGGUGGCCACGAUACCCAGAGAUCCGAGGCGAGUGCAGCGCGUGGACAUAGCUCAACUUGCUGGUACGGCAGUCAAUCCAAUACCAUCUGUGUCAGUGCCCUCCUGGUCGCCCCAAGUCAAUUUUACUAAGAAGGAAGGCAAGCACAUUUGCCCCGGCUGUGGGCAGGGCUUCAACAACAUUGGCAAUAUGAAGCGACACUACAAGAUCAUACACGAGAAGGUCAAGGAUUUCGCCUGUCGUUUCUGCCCCAAGCGCUUCGCGAAGGCGCAGACGCUGCGUCAUCACGAGUGGAUACACACGGGCGAGAAACCGUUCGAGUGCAAGACAUGCGGCACACAUUUCCGGCAGGAGACGGCGUUGAAGCGACAUCAAAGGACGCACGAAAAUCGCCCACCAGUCAUAUCAUCCAAGUUCUAUGCCGCGCGCGAGGAGCUGGAAGAACAGGAGCGCACAAAGCGCGAAGCCAGGCGCAAGGCUGAAGCGAAACGCAAAGAAAUUGCUGAGGCCGCUAAGGAGCAACUCUCGUCGCUGCACAAGAUUGAGGCCACCGACAAGAAUCUGCACUCGUAUGACGAGUACCAAGAGGCUGCCGCAGAGCGAGCAGCGGCUUCAGCUGAGUUGCAGGCACAACAGUUUGAGGAGAACGAACUGAAGCGACGAGCGGACAUGGAGCGUCUCAAAAUACAAGAAGCCGCCUACGAGCAGCUGCAAAAGCUACAGAAACAACAGGAAAUCGAAAAGGCGCAAAGCUCCUACGAUGGUUACUAUGCGCAAAAGGCAUCCGCCGAUGGCACCAACCUGGACGAUCUAAAGAUAGACCACGUUUGAAAAUAAGGUGUUUGAUAAGAUUUUGAAAAUGUUAUCAAACAGAAAAGGGCUGAGAGGAAGUACAUGUAGAACUGCAAAUAUAUAAGUUAAGCUGAAUCGUUUUCAAAAAGCAAUACUUUAUAAUCCUUAUAAGUAGAGAUACUUUUAGACUUAAGCAGGUUUAUAUUAUAAAAGUUUACCUA